Erinaceus europaeus (western European hedgehog) is the source of this 5280-nucleotide messenger RNA. RefSeq names its product dispatched RND transporter family member 2 (gene DISP2). The coding region runs from base 153 to 4373 and encodes 1406 amino acids. The transcript is spliced from 8 exons. NCBI's taxonomy places the organism in Eukaryota, Metazoa, Chordata, Mammalia, Eulipotyphla, Erinaceidae. The record is from RefSeq and is a predicted model, not a curated record.
GGAGCCUCCAGGGCGGUGCCUUGAGAAGGGUCUGCUCCGCCCACCACAGCCGCGCCCAUUGGCUGGGCUCCUCACAGCCUGCUCUGCUGGCUCAUGCGCAGAGCUCCCACCACUUCAGCACCAGGGCCCGGACAGCGGUGCCGCCCACGGGCAUGGACAACACCCGCAGCAGCGGCGGGCCGGCUCCCAGCCAGGGUAGGGAAGGAGAGCAGAGGCCGGAGAGGGAGCCUUCGGCCCCAGACAGGAGCUCUCCAGACAGGCCCCCCAGCAAGGCUGUGGCCCCACAGGCCAGCCUGGACAGGAAUGGUUCCCUCCACAGCAAUGGUGAAGAGCCAUGCAGUGCCACGGGGACCCCACCAGCAGCCAACACCUUCCAGUCUGUGGGUGUGUCCAGCCCCUUGGCCCCUGUCCACUUCACCUAUCCCCGAGCACCACAUGAAUACCGAGGGGGCAGUUCCUUGCCAGGGCUGGGGGACCGGGCAGCUCUCUGCUCCCACAGCUCCAGCAUCAGCCCCUCCCCAGUCCCCUCACAACGCGAUGGAGCCUGGAAGUCGCCAGCUGUGCAACACCAUGUGGUCAGCAUCAGGCAGGAACGGGCCUUUCGGGUGCCAAAGAGCUACUCUCAGCUGAUCGCCGAGUGGCCAGUGGCCAUGCUGCUGCUGUGCCUGGCCGUCAUCCUUCUCUGUGGCCUGGCUGGGCUGCUGGGGGGCCUGCUGCCUGACUUCUCCACGCCCUUACUGGGGUUCGAGCCUCGGGACACAGACCUUGGGCGAAGACUGAUGGUCUGGAGGGCCCUGCAGACCCUCACAGGCCCUGGAAAGCUGUUGACCCUAUCCCCAGAUCUGGAGCUCAACAGUUCAAGCUCUCAUGUCCCCCUGAGCCCCACACCCUGGAGCAGUGCCCAAGAGGGGGUGGCCCAGCCCCGGAGAAUGGUGGAGCCCCCAGAAGACAGAGGGCAGGAGAGCUUCUUCUGUGGCCCCCCUGAAAAGAGCUACGCCCAGCUGGUGUUCAUGUCAACCUCGGCCGGCAGUCUAUGGAACCUGCACGCCAUCCACUCUAUGUGCCGCAUGGAGCAGGACCAGAUCCGCUCCCAUGCCCACUUUGAGGCUCUAUGCCAGCGCACGACUGCCAAUGAGUGCUGCCCCAGCUGGUCCCUUGGCAACUAUGUGGCAGUGCUGUCCAACCGCUCCUCCUGCCUGGACACCACCCCGGCUGACGCAGCCCGCACGCUGGCCCUGCUGCGCACCUGCGCCCUCCACUACCACCAAGGCACCCUGGUGCCGGCUUGCCUGGGCCCUGGGCACGACAAGCCCCUGCUUUGCGCCCAGGUGCCUGCCAAGUGCUCCCGGACCAGUGCUGUCUACCAGCUCCUGCACUUCCUGCUGGACAGGGACUUUCUGAGCCCCCAGACAGCUGACUAUCAGGUGCCCUCUCUCAAGUACAGCUUGCUCUUUCUGCCCACCCCCAAGGGUACCUCCAUGAUGGGCAUCUACCUGGACCGCCUGGCCACACCCUGGGGGCUGUCUGACAACUACACAUCCAUCACAGGCAUGGAUCUGGGCCUCAAGCAGGAGCUGCUCAGGCACUACCUGGCCCAGGACACGGUGUACCCCCUGCUGGCCCUGGCCGCCCUUUUCCUCAGCCUGGCACUCUACCUGCGCUCGCUCUUCCUCAUGCUCAUGGUGCUGCUGGGCGUGCUGGGCUCGCUGCUGGUGGCCUUCUUCCUCUACCGCGUGGCUUUCCGCGUGGCUUACUUCCCCUUCGUCAACCUGGCAGCCCUGGUCCUGCUCAGCAGCGUCUGUGCCAACCACUCCCUUGUCUUCUUCGACCUCUGGCGCCUGAGCAAGAACCAGCUGCCAUCGGGAGGGCUGGAGCCGCGUGUGGCCCGCACCAUGCACCACUUCGGCUACCUGCUGCUGGUCUCAGGCCUCACGACGGGCGCCGCCUUCUACGCCAGCUACCUGAGCCACCUGCCUGCCGUGCGCUGCUUCGCCCUGUACAUGGGCACCGCUGUGCUGUCACACCUGGCUCUAGCCCUGGCCUGGCUGCCCGCCUCUGCUGUGCUGCAUGAGCGCUACUUGGCGCGGGGAGCCUGCGGGGGCUGCGCAGGGCCGCAGGGCUCUGCCGGUGGCGGUUCUCCCCGGGUUCUGGGCCCCUGCGGGUGCUGCUGCGCGCCCCGGCGGCUGGCGCUGGCACUGGCCCGACGGCUCCGGGCUCUCCGCAGGGCAGCCACCAGCACGUCGCGCCUGCUCUUCCAGCGCCUGCUGCCCUGCGGCGUCAUCAAGUUCCGCUACAUCUGGAUCUGCUGGUUCACCGCGCUGGCGGCUGGGGGCGCCUACAUCGCUGGUGUCAGCCCCCGCCUGCGCCUGCCCACCCUGCCGCCGCCUCGCGGCCAAGUCUUCCGACCCAGCCACCCGUUCGAGCGCUUCGACGCCGAGUACCGCCAGCAAUUCCUGUUCGAGCGCCUGCGCCAGGGAGAGGGCAGCCACAUGCCAGUAGUGCUGGUGUGGGGCGUCCUGCCCGUGGACACGGGAGACCCUCUGGACCCGCGCAGCAACACCUCCCUGGUGAGCGACCCCACCUUCUCGGCCAGCGGGCCGGAGGCGCAGCGCUGGCUGCUGGCGUUGUGCCGCGGGGCGCGCAACCAGAGCUUUUUCGGGGCCCAGCCGGAAGGUGGGCCCACGCUCUGCCUAGUGGAGGCGCUGCAGCGCUGGAUGCACAGCCCCAGCUGUGCACGCCUGGGGCCUGGCAUCUGCUGUGGCCAUCCGGACUUCCCCUGGGCUCCCCAGCUCUUCCUGCACUGCCUGAAAAUGAUGGCUCUGGAGCAGGGCCCCCGCGGUACUCGGGACUUGGGGGCCCGCUUCAGUCCCCAGGGUGAACUGGCCGCCCUGGUGCUGCAGUUCCAGACCAGCUUCCUGUACAGUGCCGACUACAACCAGGCGCACCGCUUCCACUCGGAGCUCAGCGGCUGGCUGGUAGGUGAGUUGGGCCGGGCGCCGCCAGGCCUGCGCAGGGGCUGGCUCACCAGCGAGCUGGGGCUGUACAGCCUGCAGCACAGCCUGAGCACUGAGCCCGCCGUGGUGCUGGGCCUGGCGCUAGCCCUGGCCUUCACCACCCUGCUGCUAGGCACCUGGAACGUCCCUCUCAGCCUAUUCUCCGUGGCUGCUGUGGCCGGCACAGUGCUGCUGACUGUGGGCCUCCUGGUUCUGCUGGAGUGGCAGCUCAACACUGCCGAGGUCCUCUUCCUCUCUGCCUCCGUGGGGCUCUCCGUGGAUUUCACUGUCAACUACUGCAUCUCCUACCACCUGUGCCCACACCCCGACCGCCUGAGCCGCGUGGCCUUCUCACUGCGCCAGACCAGCUGUGCCACGGCGGUGGGGGCAGCCACACUGUUCGCAGCGGGGGUGCUCAUGCUUCCCGCCACUGUGCUCCUCUACCGCAAGCUGGGCAUAGUCCUCAUGAUGGUCAAGUGCGUCAGUUGCGGCUUUGCCAGCUUCUUCUUUCAGUCGCUCUGCUGCUUCUUUGGGCCUGAGAAGAACUGUGGGCAGAUCCUCUGGCCCUGCGCACACCUGCCCUGGGACACUGGGGACCCAGGUGCGGAGAAGGCAGGUCGUGGAGCAGGGCCGGCUGGAGAGCCUCCCAGGGCCUGCUCAGAGCAGUAUGAGCUCCAGCCUCUGGCCCGGCGCCGGAGCCCCAGCUUCGACAACAGUACGGCUACCAGCAAGUUGUCCCACCGCCCCUCCGUGCUCUCCGAGGACCUGCAGCUGCAGGACGGCCCUUGCUGCAACCGGCCCCCUGUAGCCCCCGUCUCACCUCGGGAGCUGUUCCUGCACCACCAGGCUGUCUUCAGUCAAUGCCCAGCUCUGCAGACAUCAUCCCCCUACAAGCAGGCUGGCCUCCAGCCCCAGGCCAAGCAGCAACCCCAAGGGCAGAGGGCUGAGCCUGGGCAUGUCUCUCCAGAAGCCCAGGUCCCUUCACCCAAGCCCAGGGCUGCAGAGCCCCCAGAUUGCCUCAGCUCCUCAGCCAGCACCCUGGAGGGCCUCAGUGUCUCUGACGAGACCUGCCUGAGCACCUCAGAACCCAGUGCCCGAGUGGCCGACUCCAUAGGUGCCUCCCCAGAGGAUCUGGAUGAAACCGAGCGUCCAGUGCCUAAGCGUGGCCAGCUGAAUGCCAAGCGGGACACCCUGUGGCUGGCCCUGAAGGAGCCAGCCUAUGACCCAAUAUUACCUGCCUCCCACCAGAGCAGCUUGUCCUGGAAGGGUCAUGAGGGACCUGGGGAUGGCAGCCCUGUGGUGCUGCCCAACAGCCAGCCUGGCCUGCCUGAUGUGUGGGUGCGCAGGCCUAGCACCCACACAUCAGGCUACAGCAGCUGAAGGCAGUGUGGAAGCCUGCCAGGAAUGACAGCACUGGGCUGACAGCUACCAGCUGCCUGCCAACUGUUCCAGACAGUGGGGAGGGUCUUUGGAGGGAAAUGCCCAGCUGUCCUUGAGAUCAUAUGAGGGCAGUGCCCACCAGAACACACCCUCUGGAAAGGGUAGGGUGGAUGUGCUGCUUCAGAUAUCAGGGAGACUGGUCCUUGUUCCAAGUGACCAGGAAUUCAGUGGGACUAAGGAACCUGGUCUUUGGGGCCCCAACAAUGUUUGGGAACUCCAGAUGUCUCCCAGACUUCACACCUUUAUUAGGUUUUUUAUCAGGACAAUUCUUUGUCUUGGGGAGAGUUUUCUGGACCAAAUCUGGGUUCCCUGGCCACACACACACACACACAGUCUCCCAGAUUGACCAGGGACUCAAGGCCAUGCUGGGAGUGAACCUGAAGGAGGAUGAUCAGCCUCAGGGUGCUGCCCCCUGGUGACAAACAGCAAGAAACUUCCCAGGGCAUGGCAAGCACGGGUCUCCUUGCUUCUUACCACCUUACUAUGGGGUCACCUGCACUUUGUGGGUUCUUUUGGCCCCAGUUUACAAGAAGUUGAGACUAGGAGCUAUAGUAUACCAGAAUUGUAUAUGAGAGGCUCAGGGGUCCCCGGUUCAAUCCCUGGCACCAACAUAUGCCAGAACUAAAUGGUACCUUGGUGUCUCUCUUUAUCUCUCUCCCUCAUAAAAAUUAAUACUCUUUUAAAGGAUUUACUUGUUUAUUAGUGAGGGAGGAGAGAGAACCAGAACAUCACUGGCACAUGCAAUGCCAGGGUUCCAACUGAGGACCUCCCACUAGAGAGUCCAACCCUUUAUCUACUGUGUCUCCUCCCAGGCUACCAAAAAAAAUUAAUAAACUUUAAAAAAUGA